GCAGUCUUUCCGAUUACUGACAACAUUGCAACAGAAACAAUAUUAAGGAGAGAGGGGGGAAAAAAACACCCCACCAGGCGAACGCAAAGUGCAGGACUCUGGUGUGUCAUCUGCCUGCUUCGGGCAGGCUGUCAAUCACCGGGCGAGCCCGCCCAGGUUUUCCUCUCGCGAGAGGAGGGGCGGACGGGCAGAGCUGUCAAUCACCCGGGCCCCGGCAGCUCGCCCUCUCAAUCUCCCGUUGCAAUUCCCCAACAUGGCUUCGACUGGAAAGUGUACCCGAUUCACCGAUGAAUACCAGAUCCACGAGGAGCUCGGCAAAGGCGCUUUCUCCACCGUCCGCAGAUGUAUCAAACUGUCGACAGGGCAGGAAUAUGCAGCGAAAAUGAUUAACACGAAAAAACUGCCUGCUAGAGAUCACCAGAAGCUGGAGAGGGAAGCCCGAAUCUGCCGGCUGCUGAAGCACUCCAAUAUCGUUCGUCUCCAUGACAGCAUAUCAGAAGAAGGAUACCACUAUCUUGUGUUCGACUUGGUGACUGGGGGUGAAUUGUUUGAAGACAUCGUAGCCAGAGAGUACUACAGUGAAGCAGAUGCAAGUCAUUGCAUUCAACAGAUCCUGGAGGCCGUGCUCCAUUGCCACCAAAUGGGUGUUGUCCAUCGAGACCUCAAGCCUGAAAACUUACUCCUAGCCAGUAAGUGCAAAGGUGCGGCCGUGAAGCUGGCUGACUUCGGACUGGCCAUCGAGGUUCAAGGAGAACAGCAGGCAUGGUUUGGUUUUGCAGGGACACCUGGAUACCUCUCUCCUGAAGUACUUCGAAAAGAAGCCUAUGGGAAGCCAGUGGAUAUCUGGGCAUGUGGAGUCAUUCUCUAUAUCCUGCUCGUCGGCUACCCGCCCUUCUGGGAUGAGGACCAGCACAAGCUGUACCAGCAGAUCAAGGCUGGCGCUUACGAUUUUCCUUCUCCUGAGUGGGACACGGUCACUCCAGAGGCCAAGAACCUCAUCAACCAGAUGCUGACGAUCAAUCCUGCCAAGCGCAUCACCGCCACUGAAGCCCUGAAGCACCCAUGGGUCUGUCAACGAUCCACUGUUGCGUCUAUGAUGCAUCGCCAAGAGACCGUGGAGUGUUUGAAGAAAUUCAACGCCAGGCGAAAACUGAAGGGUGCCAUCCUUACCACCAUGCUAGCAACACGAAACUUCUCAGUGGGCAGGCAGACCACUGCGCCAGCUACAAUGACAGCUGCUGCCAGCGCGACUGUUGGUCUCGUUGAACAAGGUAGACGUGUGCGGGCGGACAUUGCAGCCAAAAGUUUACUAAACAAGAAGGUUGAUGGAGUGAAGAAAAGGAAGUCAAGUUCCAGUGUUCAAUUAAUGCCUCAGACAAACAGCACCAAAAACAACGUAGUAACCAGUCCCAAAGGAAACAUUCCCUGCCCUGCACUGGAGCCACAAACUACUGUCAUCCAUAACCCUGUGGAUGGGAUAAAGGAGUCUUCAGACAGCAGUAACACAACAAUCGAAGACGAAGAUGUUAAAGCCAAGGGCGCUGAGAGCAGUGCUGUAAGGAACCAGUCAGGUGCUGUGCCUCAGGCCGAGGUGCUUCAGUCUGCACUUCCUCCGCCUCCUGUACUCUAUGGCUGGCCAACUUCGGUCUUCCUACAGGUAAGAGCUCGCAAGCAAGAAAUCAUCAAAUUAACUGAACAGCUUAUCGAGGCAAUUAAUAAUGGGGACUUUGAAGCAUAUGCGAAGAUUUGUGACCCAGGACUGACAUCAUUUGAGCCUGAAGCAUUGGGCAAUCUCGUUGAAGGAAUGGACUUCCACAGAUUUUAUUUUGAGAACUUGUUAUCUAAAAACAACAAACCCAUCCACACAACUAUUUUGAAUCCUCACGUCCACUUGAUUGGAGAAGAUGCUGCCUGCAUAGCAUACAUACGACUCACCCAGUACAUAGACAUUCAGGGUAGGCCGCGGACAACCCAGUCAGAGGAGACGCGGGUCUGGCACCGCCGGGACAGCAAAUGGCAGAACGUUCACUUCCACUGCUCGGGUGCCCCAGCAGCACCACUCCAGUGAAGAGCUGAAGAAGUUAACAGAGUUGUGUCCCGAGCAAACAUUCUCGCUGAGCCGCCAUCUGGUGGCCCCUGAAGACCAGCAGUGACAUGCACGUGUCCGCAUGCACAUUAUGCUCCUGGUGGCUGCAUAAUUGUCACGUUCGUGGAACUAUAUGGUGUUUCUUUCAGCCGUCUCAAGAUGCAGACAUUAACAAAAAAAACAAAAAAAAUUUACAAAAGGCUACAGUAUAUGUACUUUAUAUAAUUCAUAUUUGAUGGCAGUGAUUUGUACAAUUCAUUCAAAACAUUUGCCAAAGCAUGAAGGUUAAAAUUUAAUGGUGAUUAUCCUAAUGUUGGAGGGUUAGUGUUCCAUUUUACAUUUUCUUGUACACUAAAGAUGUGUCAUUUGUUCUUUCGAAAGCAUAGAUUUUGAUGUAGUUAUGCUUGUUUCAGUGGAACUCAGGGCAGCUGGAAACAAGGCCCUGUCGCUUCCGCUGACACUUCUUGCGUGGUUUAAGGCAGAAGACGGCCAACUAAAUUAAACAGCCAAUACUUCAUUCAAACAGGCCUCAUGACUAGUUUCUAAAUGGGAAAACAAAGUAGUCUUCUGCCAUCACCAAAUUGUGACAGGAAGUUGCUCCUGUGCAACUUAAAUACAUGAAGAAACACGGCAACAUGAUUUAUCAUUUCUUAUGCCUUUUGUGUGUGUAUUGAAAAAGUUAGCUCAAUUUAUGGAUUUUUCUCUCGUUUUGUGUGAAAUGUGUUUAUUUGAUAUAACAAAGUUUAAAGUAAAUAACUUAAAAAGGUAACAGGUACAUCAGUUAUGUGAAAAUUGAAAAGAUUCAGUAGAAUUCCUCCCAGAUUAUAUUCAUUUAAGAAGUGAAUGAGUUAACUAUAUCAUAAUUAAAGUAGCAAGAUCCAAUACAGUGUUCUUUACUGUUUCCUUAUACUGUGCUACCAACUCUAGAGUUUAUGAGAAACCUGUUGCCAUCUAUUAACUGUAUAUGCAUUUUUACAGAGUUGAUGCAUGUUAUAUAUUUAUAGCCAAUAAUUUUGUGUUUAACUGCCAUAUGGGUUCAGAUGAUGUACCAAGUUUUACUGCUUUAAAUUGCACAUUCUUGGAUGCGUGUAGUAAUACAAUGUGAUGCCUAAGCUCAGUGUGGCUGGACAGCCUCUCGGAAAGGCAUGAUCACUUUGUUGUUUCUUUGUUAAGCUUGUGUAGAAAAUAGUUUACUGAAAUGGACAAAAGAAUUUUUUUGCAUGACAUAAUUAACCCUGUUAGUUUCUAAAAUGAUUGCCUGUAGAGCUAUACGUUUCUCUUUGCCUCUCCUUUCUGAGCUUUGUAACAGCAACUUUUUUGUCUGAUGAUGUGUAAUGGAAACCUGGUUUGCAUGCAUUCUACCAACCGUUUAACGAUUUUGUGCAGGGGCUGUGAAAACGCAUCAAGAGGACUCCUCUUUUCGUGUUUUUAUGGAUGUUUUAAAUUAGACAGCUAGGGGUCUUAAUCGUAAUGAGCUGUGCGUGGAUCAUAUUUUUUUAAUUUUUUUUUACGAGGGCUGUGGAACCCAUGAAUUAAACAAAUGAGUUUUACCUCAUUUUAUGCCUCGUGUGGCUUGAAGUGUGGAAAAGUUGAUUUUGCUGGAGAUAUUUUUACGGUUGAAAAUGAUGGACUAUAUUUGCUUUUUACACAGCAACUUGCCUGAAUAUGAAAUGUGAUUUCUUUUUAAUUAUUCAAGUUCUCUGCAGCUGAACUUCUGUCAGGUCUGGUUUAUAUGAGGACAAAAACAUUAUGUUACAGGAUGUGGUCUAUGUGUUCCUCUCACCAUUUAAAAAUUGUUGAUAUGUUAGAAAUAAAACUUGACUCUAUGA
Molecule: messenger RNA, 3915 nt
Organism: Pristis pectinata (smalltooth sawfish)
Lineage: Eukaryota; Metazoa; Chordata; Chondrichthyes; Rhinopristiformes; Pristidae
Gene: camk2b2
Product: calcium/calmodulin-dependent protein kinase type II subunit beta
Exons: 24
Coding region: 254-2068 (604 amino acids)
Biological process (GO): protein phosphorylation
Cellular component (GO): cytoplasm; neuron projection
Molecular function (GO): calcium/calmodulin-dependent protein kinase activity; calmodulin binding; ATP binding
Source: RefSeq, a predicted model, not a curated record